CGACGUCACCUCCGGGCAGAGAGACUGCUGAGGAAGUGACUCCGGGCCAGAGGCGGACUCAGACAGAGCCUCCCGCCCGUCACACUGAGCCAGGCAUGACCGUGUCCAGUGCGUCGUCACCGGCCACCUGAGAGCGGCACCCAGGGGACAGGCGGAGGCCAGGGGACGCCCCGCUGAGGGCAUUACUACCACAAUGUUGCUGAAUCUACAUCCCCUGGAGAACCUUAAGUCCUACGUCACCACUCGCCCCCCUCUGGUGGUCUUUAUGGUCAGUGUCAGUGGCAUGGCCAUUGCUUUCCUCACCCUUGGCUACUUUUUCAAAAUGAAAGAGAUCAAAUCACCAGAAAUGACAGAGGACUGGAACACCUUUCUCCUAAGGUUUAAUAAUCUGGACUUUUGUAUAUCCGAAAAUGAGACUUUGAAGCAUCUCUUAAAUGAUACCACACCACCCGAGAGUACAGUCACCACUGGCCAGGCCAGGUCUUAUACCCAGACCCCUCAGGCGUUAGAAGAUUCAGGAACUAUAAAUAUUUCUGUAACUGUUACUCUAACAUUGGAUCCACUGAAGCCUUUUGGAGGAUACUCUCGGAACAUUACACAUCUGAGCUCCACUAUUUUUGGCCAUCAAAUUGGGCUUUCAGGCAGACCGUCCCAUGAGGAGAUGAAUAUAACAUUUACUCUGCCGGCUGCCUGGAACUCCGAUGACUGUAUCCUCCAUGGACGCUGUGAGCAGGUGGUGUAUACCACUUGUAUGACUGUGACAGCAGUGAGCAGCGUGUUCCCAGUUACUGUACAACCACCUCAUUGCAUUCCUGAAACAUACAGCAACGCAACCCUGUGGUACAAAAGCUUUGCCACUGUUCGGGACGCUGGGACAAAGUAUGCGCAGGACUAUAACCCUUUCUGGUGUUAUAAGGGAGCUAUUGGGAAGGUGUACCAUGCUUUAAAUCCAAAGCUCACAGUCAUUGUUCCAGAGGAUGAUCGCUCCCUUAUUAAUCUGCACCUAAUGGACACCAGUUACUUCCUGUUUGUGAUGGUCAUCACCAUGUUCUGCUAUGCAGUCAUCAGGGGUCGGCCCAGCAAGCUGAGGCAAAACAGCCCUGACUUCUGUCCUGAAAAGGUUGCGCUUUCUGAAGCAUAAGCAUCCCAUCUGCGUCAUUCAGUAGAUGCAAAUGGAAGCAUUGCCUGUUGACCCCACCAGGAGAAUGUGUGUCCUGUGUCUUUCUAAAGGGGCAGGUGGAACACGCAACUUUGCAAUGUUGGUUUCUUCCAACCAAAGACAUUUCAAGUGCCUGUAAUUGAAUUGUACAUAUUUAUAAAUAGGUACAUUUAAAGAGGCUUGGUGCAAAUGUACUGCAUCCUAGGAUCUUGUCUUUUACCCCUUGUACCUGAGGACUAGCUGUCGUUUUCUUGUGUAGAUAUGUUUAGUGGCUGUGUAUAGUCAGCAGUACAAGUCGCCUGAUUGGUGGGUAUGUUUAAUGAAUGAGAUCCUAACCUUAAGCAAAACUGCACUUUUCUGUUUUCAAUAUUUGGGACAAAUCAUCUGUUUGAAUGAAAGGAGGAAUAAUUGCCCCUGCAUGGAAAAGGCCUGUAUUCUGGUGGCUGUAUAGAUUAACGCUCUGUGCUGCAUAAUAAACCUGUUUGGGGAGUCUGUAAUCUUAGUCCGUCCUCUGUGCAAAGUCAUAAGAGUUUAAUGCAUAACAUAGCUUAUUUUCAAGGACAUCAGUACAUUUAGUUGUGGUCGUGCGGCAAGCAUCCUGAAAUUUGACCUCUUGGCUAUAACUUUAGAGGAGAAAAUGCAAAAUCCUGGUGUUGCUCCGUAAAAAUAAAAUUCCAAACACCUAUGAUCCCGUACAUCUUGAGACUAGUAUCCGAGAGAAUUUUAACCCUCCGUACUCUGUAUGACCACACUUCUUGUCAGGAACCCACUCUUAACCGCAGUGUAUACGUAUUCCAGGGGGCAUGCAGUUGCACAAAAUGCACAUUUAAAAUGUAGUUGGGGAGUGAGUGCUAGAUGCUACAAAGCCACAAAGUUGGCUAUUGCGUGUGUGUGUGUAUAGUUGGCAAUAAAAGCCACCUUUUUUCGUUUUUGUACUUUUUUUUUUUUUUUCUCUCAUCCAUGAUUAAUAUUGCACCUCAUCCCUGACACAGAGCUCACCAUUAAUGAGCUGUUAUCUCCCGGACUUUUUUUUUUUUUUUUUUUUUCUUCUUCAAUUGAAUAUUUAAUUCUUUGAAUGAAUCAUUCUCAAUGCGAAUUACAGCAGCUUCUGUUUUCGUUUUCCAUAUUUUGUCACUCUUGUUUUUAUUGGCUGUGGAUCACUGGAAACUGUGUGGCCUCCUGAUUUCUGUGGAAUGCUGUUUUGUUUUCUGAAUAAAGCUAUCCCUGGUAGUGUGA
This is a messenger RNA of Pseudophryne corroboree (corroboree frog), 2395 nucleotides long. It is a transcript of the gene TMEM248, whose product is annotated as transmembrane protein 248. The coding region runs from base 194 to 1141 and encodes 315 amino acids. The transcript has 7 exons. Lineage: Eukaryota; Metazoa; Chordata; Amphibia; Anura; Myobatrachidae. The record is from RefSeq and is a predicted model, not a curated record.